CUCCUUUGUUUGGCCAGUGGAAGUAAACGUAACAUUGACCACGUGACCAAAACCAGGAAGUGCAUUGACUGUCAACAAUAAAAGGAUAGAGAUGACUUCUGCAGACUGGCACCUGUCUUUGAAGCUGGUGGAUCAGCCCAAAUCCAUCUUCCACUUCCCAGAGAUGAUGCCAGGGGAUGUUCCACCUGGAGGAUACAGAGUCGCCACCUUAAAACAACUUGUAGCAGCUCAGCUCCCAGACAACAUCCCAGACCCUGAACUAAUAGAGUUGGUCCACUGUGGGCGGAAACUUAAAGAUGAUCUAACACUGGAUGCCUGUGGGAUUCAACCAGGAUCCACCUUACACAUCCUCAAAAAGACUUGGCCAGAGCCAGAGAGCAGUCCAGAGCCUGUGAAUAGAGCAACUGCAGCCAGGGAGUUCAGGGUGUUUCAUGCUGCUCUUCACUCUCUCAACUCUGCCUACAGAGACUCGGUAUAUAAAAUGCUUACAAAUAAAGAGUCCCUGGAUCAGAUCAUUGUGGCUACACCAGGGCUCAGGUCAGAUCCAGUUGCCCUAGGUGUGCUCCAAGACAAAGAUCUUUUUGUGCAGUUCACAGACCCCAACAUGCUGGAUGUAUUAAUCAGUACACACCCAGCCCUUGUCAACGCCAUCAUUCUGGUGCUGCACUCUGUGGCAGGCAGUAUGCCCGCUCAGUCCAGUGCCAGCUCCUCUCGCAACGUCUCUUCCAGUUCCUACAGUGAUAUGCCUGGCGGCUUCAUGUUUGAGGGCAUGUCUGACGACGAGGAAGAUUUCCAAUCUGGGAGCCCAGCAGGACCCUCCAACAGAGCAGGGGCCUCAGCAGGAAUACGACCAGUGUCUCUGAGCCACAGUGGAGCGACAGGCCCUCGACCAAUAACACAGAGUGAGCUGGCAACAGCUUUGGCCCUCGCUAGCACUCCUGACAGCAGUGCAGUCACUCCCACAACAGCAAGCCAGUCUGACCCCUCCAGUGGUGUAGCUCCCAUGCCAGCAGGGACCCCAGUCAGUAACGAUCUCUUCAGCCAGGCUCUACAGCAAGCUCUUCAAGCCACCAACAUGUCUGCCCUACAGGGCCGCUGGCAGUCCCAGAUGCAGCAGCUUCGGGACAUGGGGAUCCAGGAUGAGGAGCUGAUGCUGAGGGCGCUGCAGGCCACAGAUGGUGACAUCCAGGCUGCCCUCGAGCUCAUAUUUGCUGGAGGCCCGGGACUUUGAGCUCAUACCCAACGGACAGAGGCUUUUAUAGAGGAGAGAGCAGGAGAAAGCCUGUAAAGCUGCUGCCCAGAAAUGAUAAAUUAUGGCUUUAGACAUACAAUAUGUAAAUUUUUCUAUUAUUACCCAAUUUACCUUUUAAUAUACAGUACAUACAUCACCUUUUCAACUGAGCUCCUCAAAGGUCAUGACAGCUUUUUCUUAUGGAUGUGACGAGACUUAUAAUAAAUUUAAUCAUGCUAACCGCACAAAUCAUCAGUCGGUUUUCCUGUUAUGUAACUGGUGGCUUUGACUAUAAAUGUAUUACACUGGUCUAGGCAGUCUAAAUUAUCUACUGCAUUUACAUCGUCUUCCCGCAGCCUAUGCAGUUCCACCAUUUGUACACUAGAUGGCAAUGCUGUAAUUUAUUUCUACCCAGACAUGACUGACUCACCGGUCAUCCUAGCACACAUACUGCUUGUUUAUUUGCCUUUUCUUCCUACCCUAAAUUUAAAAUCAUGCUCUUAAUCUGCUCUUUGUUAAACUGUGUUUCAUAAACAGUUGCUUUAAUUGCAGUUUAGUGAUUUCAUUUUUCAAAGAGGACAAUAUGCUUAGACAGCCAGUAACAUAAAAAUGAAAGUUGCACGGAUAAAUUGAUAGGUUUAUUAACAAUCUCUGAGAUGUCGCUGUGCUUGUCGAAGCAUCGCUACCAUUAUCGGAGCCCCCCCUCCAACUUUUUUUUUUCCCCUCAGCCUUAUUGAAGCCGGUUACAUUUGCUUUGUCUCGUUGUCUGCCAUCAGGGUAUUUUAGGGGAGGACAUAUUGCGUGCCCCCCUCUGCUACCUACCGUUCUCCAUCUACAGUAAUUGCCCUGCUUAGUUUUAUUACUGCAUCUGUGAAUGUGACAGCUCAAUCAGUGGAUUGCCCUUUCAUGAGCACAGCACCCAAACAGCGCUUUGUGUCCGUCUGUGCCCAUUACCAUUUUAUAUGCAUGCACACCUGCGGGCAAUUUCCACCUCCCAACUGCCUCCAAGGGUAUUUUUAAAAAAAAAAGCAUUUCUACCACGCUGAAGGAAACGGUGUCAUAGCUUCAACAAAACAAUAGUGAAUAAAAGUGUCAUUGCCGUUCUAGCAAAUUUAAGAGACUUUUGUGUUUGCCCAGAAAAAAAAAUAAAACCAAGCAGGGAUAAUGGGGAAUAGUUUUGCAUUGAUUUCAGAUCUAGACAUGUCAUUUGUUUUUAGCGCUGUACAUUGUAGUAUAUCAUGUCUACUUACUGUUUUUACUGCAUAGACUACUAGUCAAGCCUCUUAACAGCAGCUUUCAGGAUAUUCUAAACAAUUUAUUGUGGCAAAUCACCAUGUGAAGUUGUCAUGGAGACACUCAAUGGUGUGUGAAAUAGCAUCACACAUAUGGUAUAGAAAAGAAGAUGUUUAUGUUCCUUUUGUUGUCACUGUGAAUAUGUUUCAAAGUAGUAUUGACUAUAUGUAGUCUCUCAGGCCUUGCCUGGUAUUAAAUCCUCUUACAAAGGAGACCUGAAAUUACAGUACAGUAUAUGAACUGAUAAGUAUUGUUUGCACCUGUCAACUCUUUCAU
Seriola dumerili (greater amberjack) is the source of this 2800-nucleotide messenger RNA. It is a transcript of the gene ubl7b, whose product is annotated as ubiquitin like 7. The record is from RefSeq and is a predicted model, not a curated record. Lineage: Eukaryota; Metazoa; Chordata; Actinopteri; Carangiformes; Carangidae. The coding region runs from base 92 to 1231 and encodes 379 amino acids. The transcript has 11 exons. Gene Ontology annotation, biological process: ubiquitin-dependent protein catabolic process. Gene Ontology annotation, molecular function: polyubiquitin modification-dependent protein binding. Gene Ontology annotation, cellular component: cytosol.